UUUUAUCUCGGGAUUAGGGUUACACGCAACAAGGUGUGGAGUAUGUUUGCUAGCUCCGAUAGUAAUGAUCACUGCAGUGAUGAUCCAUGCAUAGGGUCAUGUAUUGCAGUCGAAUAACUAUGCACUGUGACCUUCGUUUCGGUAAAAGAUUCUCAGAGAUUCCUUGACUGGCAUUGCCUAAAAUACGAGACACACAGAGGACAGAGGAUGUUUACGAAGGAGCUCGAAUCUUUGAGAUGCUUCGGAAAGAUUUAGACUGCCAAGAAACUGCCAGAUCUGUCCCGUUUCUGAACCAGGAAAUUUGACUGGACUCUUGGACGUAUGCAUUGAUUUCAUGAGUCAAUCGUCACCACCACCAGUGUAAAGUAUCUGAUGACUUUAUGAACCCAUUAUACGAUGAUAAUGUAUAAACCUUCAAGGCAGCUCCAGAAAUACACAUCGGAGGUGGAAACAAGUGGACUGUUUUUUGUCAUCAGUGUCACCUUUACAGACUCGUUGUCCUCUGGAUAGAGAAUUAAAGGUGUCUCACAGUCGGAACAUUAAUUAAAUUGAAAUUCUUAGGUUUAUCUGUGCAAGUCUGAUUGAACAGCAUCAUCCAGCUUUUAAAGUGAGCAGUCAUGAACGACACUGACAACUCAACAGCUGUGACGGACUACUUCACCGACUAUGGCACUUCGUCGCCAGUUAUGGACUACGACAAUGUCACGAGCUACAAUGACACCAGCUCCAAUGACACAACUACCAAUGCGCCUACAACUGACUCCUCCGCUGCUCUCAAUGUAGGGCUGGGAAGCUUGUCGAGUAUCAUCACAGUGACUACCCUUGUGGCCAAUUCCUUAGUGGUGGCCCUGUUUGCCCGCUUCCCUAGCUUAAGGAGUCCCGGUCCUGCUUAUCUCAUACUGAACAUCACCAUAGCAAACUUGAUCGUGGCUGUGACUGCCUUGAUCCCCAACACGGUAGCUUUCUUCACAGGUGGAUGGCUCUUGAGCGACCCCGUGUGCCAACUCAGCGCAUAUCUCUCCUGUUUCGCCUUUCACCUGACCGUCCACACACUUGGUGUAACCUUCUUUGAGAGAUACCUCAAGGUCUGCCGGCCCUUGAAGCACCUCGAGAUCUUUACUCCGACUGUGACUCUAAUUCUGAUCGGUGGACUGUGGUUCUUUGCCGUCGUGUUGUCUCUCUUCCCUUUAGUGGGGUGGGGUGAGUACGCCUAUCUACCAAUUCAACGCCAAUGUUGGAUCAGUGCCGCUGGAUGGCAAGGACACCUGACACACAUGGGCUUCACCUUGGUCAUGACGUUACUCCUUCCCUUCCUGACUUCCAUCGUUUUUCUGAUUGCCGUGGUGAGGUUCGCUGCUAAGCAACGUAAAGUCAGCGCACUUGAUGUGCUUGGAGACCAAGAGAAAUCGGGCAUCCAGGAGACGUAUGGACGGAAAAUGAAGAGAAAGGAACGAGAACUGAAACGUGCCAUCAGAGAAAGGAAACUGAAGAAAGUGAAGAAAAAGAAAAAGAAGGUUAAAAAGGGCAAGAAGAGCAAAAAAGACAACAAAGAUAAACAAUCAUCGUCUUCGUCUUCAUCGUCUUCUUCAUCAUCAUCGUCUUCGUCUUCAUCAUCAUCAUCUUCUUCGGAUGAAGACGAGCGUCCUUCUUACACGAAGUACAAAGAAGCAAAGAAGAAGCAGAAAGUUGAGCGAUAUCGGGCAAACGAAGCCGCCUUGGUCCGUACUCUGUCCUGGAUCUUGCUGCUUCUUUUCAUAGCCUGGGUUCCUUACAUGGUCGCUAAAUGUUUGGAGACUCUAGAGCCGACAAAUGACAUUUCCCCACCAGACGAGUUGUUGAUUGUUGCAGCUUUCUUGACGUAUGCUACAUACGCACUCACUCCCAUCAUACUGCUAGUGGACUACAGAAAAUACCGCAAGACACUUCCAGCCCUCUUUUCCGGCAAGAAGUUAAAAGUGGAGGAGGACCACGCCCCUAAUGUGGGACUCGAUGUUGAAGGGGGCGAGAUGGACUCUGGUAUAGAACUGGCAAAUGCCAGAAAUUUAGCGGAGGGGUCCAAAACUAGCGUCAAAUCAAAUUAGUGGCAAAUCAAAAUAAGUAAGAUAUGGGGAGGUUGAGGGCGCGAUACAAAGAUUGAUUACUGCUGAUACCCUUACCUCAAAUGCUUAGUACUCUCCAAAGUGUCCAAGACUUUUUGAGCAAUUCUUAUUUCUUCAAAGAUCGAUCAUCCCUAAAAGUAUUCCUGAAGCCCAUCGCUAUUUUGAAAAAGGAUCCCUCCACCCAAAUGCAAAUUAAGGGACACUUUCGGGUCCUGGUUUAUCGAAGAUUUCCCCAAAAAAUCCAAUUCUGGUUCGAAGCUAGGACACUUGCUAGAAAUCCUCAUUAUGUAGAUGCAAGGGGCUCAAAACAAAAUAUGAAUACAUUGUAGAUAUGAACAUAAACCUUUAUUUGGUCAGCGUACAUUUGAGGCCCAUAGCAAUGCUUGCAAGCUUCAUGGACUUACAGUUGACUACAACAACUUGCUAAUGUGUACAGUUUCUCAUGGUUUUGACUUUGUUUAGAAAUGUAUGGUUUCUGCUUAUCAAGCCGCAAAAUUAGAUGUUCCUGCAGAAAGGAAAAUUCAUUUAAAGAUAUUAAUGGCACUCGUUUAAUAAACGAUGUGUCACUGAUGGGCCGUGAAACCUUACGAUUGUCAUUUU
Patiria miniata (bat star) is the source of this 2699-nucleotide messenger RNA. Its product is annotated as octopamine receptor-like. Gene Ontology annotation, biological process: adenylate cyclase-activating adrenergic receptor signaling pathway. The coding region runs from base 618 to 2081 and encodes 487 amino acids. The record is from RefSeq and is a predicted model, not a curated record. Gene Ontology annotation, molecular function: G protein-coupled receptor activity. The transcript has a single exon. Gene Ontology annotation, cellular component: membrane. NCBI's taxonomy places the organism in Eukaryota, Metazoa, Echinodermata, Asteroidea, Valvatida, Asterinidae.